AUGGCUAAGAGUUUACAAUCAUGUACUAUUCGAUAUGUUCCUGCAGAGGGCGCUCUUUCUUUUGUGACAAUCAAGGAAGAAAGAACGAUCGCUGUGAGGACGGAAUUAAAAUGUGAUAUUUCUGCGAUCUACAGACGAAACCAUUGUAUUACCAAGAAAUAUAACCUUUUUGGAAUUGUAGCCAACAUGGAUGCUAAUAACCAAAGAUACAGCAUUAAAAAUUUGCUGUUUACAAAAGCAAUUCCAAAUUAUGUGAUUCCGGUUCCUACUGCUGGCCGCAAAGUAUAUUCAUGUACGGAUUGCGGGGACAAAUUCAUUUUAGAAAAGAGCUACACAUACCACGUUAACCGCUAUUCCGUAAAAAUAUCUUAUUUCUGUCGACACUGUAAUGAAGUAAAAAUAUUUUAUAACAGAUGCAAUUUGCUGGCUCAUAUAAGAACUCAUUCAUUUAAAUCUGCCACGAUUAACGUUAGUGACUUAAAAUUGGAACCGUUACCACUUUCAUUUUUUAAACACAACCUGAUUCCGAUAUUUAAUAGUAAGCAAAAGAAAAAAAAUACUGUACAUCAUUGCUCCGAGUGUCUGUGUAUAUUAGACAACAAGAAUGAGUUAGAAAGUCACACAUUGAGAGCUGAACAUUUUAUGAAAGGAACUAAAAUGUUUUCAUGUCCUAUAUGUUUAUAUGAAUUACCUUCACAGUGUGCUCUGAAAGCUCACUUUCGCGUUCAUUUGCUAUUAGCUCCGUUCUACUGCCCCCAAUGUGGAGUAUUCUUGCCGCAGAAAAAUGGGCCAUUUCAAUUUAAUCAUGACUGUGAAGGAUUUAGAACGAUAAGAGCAGCUAUGAGAGUAAAAUGCCCAGCGGCAGAAUGUCAUCUUAUCCAGUUCAGUGAUUAUAUGAAGCAUCUCAAGACCAAUCACUUGAAGAUAGUUUACAAGUGUCCAUUUUGUGUCGUAGCUUGUUUCGAGGCACCACUAAUUGAAAAACACUUGAAUAGUCAUGAAAUCAGAGGCAAUCCUUUAAUAUUCUUUCAAUGCGAGAUGUGCCCAGGUAGACUAGUAUUGGAAAGUCAAAUUGAAAACCACUUAGGAGGUCAUCCUAUGGACCAGAUGUAUCCAUGCUGGGCAUGUGGUAAAAUAUUUAAGGAAGUUAACGAUCUGAUUACACAUCACGCAAGAAGUCAUAAUCUUUCAGAAGAUAUAGAACGCGCAUUCAAUUCUAUUAGAUUAUCAAAAGAAAACAUAAAAGAAAAAGGAAUUUACCGUGUAAUUAAAAAAUGCGAUCUGUGUAGCAGUAGCUUUACAUACAAAUGCAAAUACUCUCAAAUUAAAUCGUUGCCCAAUGACUGUCCAAACAAAUGCACCACCGCGUCUACUUCUACAGCUACCGUUGAGACUGCAGCCUGCUGUGAUGUAGUUAUUGAACGAGACCAUAAAAUAAAAUGUCCUUUGUGUGACGAUAAAAUUUCCCAAGACUGGGAAGAAAUAAAAAAGCACUUCAAAAUAAAACAUCACAGAACACACCAGUGUUUAGAUCUUAAAUGUGUCUUACCUAAGAUGAAUAUACUGAAAUGCAUGAAGUAUUUUAAAAAAAUCAGCAUGAAUAAACAGGCGAAAAAUAGAGGAGUUACCAAUAAAAAUAAAAGAAAACGUAAUCAAAUCCUAGCAACUUCCUCAACUAGAAACAAACAAAAACGUAAUCAAAUUCUACAAGUAUCCAUGGAUGAAAACACUAGUCUCAUCACUCCCAGUGAGUUUAUGUGCAAAAAAUGUGGACACAAUUCAGAAAGUAAGGAAUUAUUCGACAGCCACUUGCUUUCUCAUAGAGAUCCUUGUAUGGCAUACCAAUGUAUGGAAUGUGGAGAAUGCUUCGUUGUCAAACCAUCGUUUUCGAAGCAUUUACUGAUAGAACAUGGUAUUUCCGACAUAGAAGAUUACAUCGUUCAAAAAGGAUGUUACAAUGAAAAUUCUCUAUUAAAAUACCAAGAUAACUCUAUUACAAAUGAACCGCUACGUGAAAAUCAAUGCAAAAUUUGUAGGGACCAAUUUGACAAUUCUAGUGAUUUGGAAAAACACUUUAGAGUACAUGGAAUGGCAUUUUUACAGAAAAAUUAUAAUAAUAAUUAAGUUAAGCGUCGUGUAAGUAUCCAUUUAUUCAUCACUUCACCAGGUUUUCUAAGAUAUGAGGGUACCUUCCUAGAAAAAUAACGAGGGCAAUAGUAUUUUAGUCAACAAUCUUGCGUCUAAAUCUAAAUGAAACAAUUUCUAUAUUUUACUCUUACAAACAUCAUAAAACAACACUGUAACAACUGAAAUUUUACUUCUUGUACAUACUUUUGUAAUACAGCAGUUACAGCUGCAAUAGCGCGACUUAUUUCCCCUUAAGCAUAACAUAAGAUUACAUUAUAAAAACUUCAUACGAGUAUUUAAAUACUUUUAUGUAAUAGCCUUAUCUAAGAAUGGUUAUUUUUUGCCUAAUGACUGUAAUAAUUAAGGUGUGUCCCAGACUUUCAGUACCUACCAGACUGAUUUUAAAAAUGUUAUUCAUUAUUGUAAUUUUAUUAUUAUACUCUACGGUUAUACUUAGGAAAUAAUUCUGUAAGGUUAGAUAUAUAGAAACUACGUCAUUAAAUAUUAUUACAAA
Pectinophora gossypiella (pink bollworm) is the source of this 2641-nucleotide messenger RNA. RefSeq names its product zinc finger protein 532-like. Lineage: Eukaryota; Metazoa; Arthropoda; Insecta; Lepidoptera; Gelechiidae. Bases 1 to 2124 code for a protein of 707 amino acids. The transcript has 4 exons. The record is from RefSeq and is a predicted model, not a curated record.